Molecule: messenger RNA, 1918 nt
Organism: Gracilinanus agilis (Agile Gracile Mouse Opossum)
Lineage: Eukaryota; Metazoa; Chordata; Mammalia; Didelphimorphia; Didelphidae
Gene: RIC8B
Product: RIC8 guanine nucleotide exchange factor B
Exons: 10
Coding region: 30-1736 (568 amino acids)
Biological process (GO): G protein-coupled receptor signaling pathway
Cellular component (GO): cytoplasm; plasma membrane
Molecular function (GO): guanyl-nucleotide exchange factor activity; G-protein alpha-subunit binding
Source: RefSeq, a predicted model, not a curated record
CAGCACGCGGCCGCCCCGCACCUGCAGCGAUGGAUGCAGAGGGAGCGCUGAGCACCCUGCGAGGGGGCGACGCGGGUGCCAUCGAGAGGGUCCUGCGGGAGUACAGCGAAGAGCACAGAGCUACUUUCAAAUUUGAACCUGAAGAUGAAGAUAAGAGAAAGAAACUGUGUGAAGGGAUCUUUAAGGUCCUUGAGAAAGACAUCACCACCUCCUGCCAAGUUACCUGCCUGGAAGUCCUCCGCAUCCUUUCCCGUGACAAAAAGGUUCUGGUUCCUGUCACCACCAAGGAGAACAUGCAGAUUUUGAUUCGGCUGGCCAAGCUGGAUGAUUCGGAGGACUCUCUGGAGGACGUGGCGGAUUUCCCGGUCAUUGUGGAGUCCCUAAAAUGCCUGUGUAACAUAGUGUUCAACAGCCAGAUGGCCCAGAAGCUCAGCCUGGAGCUCAACCUGGCCGCCAUGCUGUGUAACUUGCUGCGGAAAUGCAAGGACCAGCAGGUCAUCAGCGACAUUAAGUGCUUCGACCUGCGCCUCCUCUUCCUCCUGUCCCUCCUGCAGACCGACAUCAGGUCCCAGCUCCGCCAUGAGCUCCAAGGGCUGCCCCUGCUCACCCAGGCCCUGGAGAGCGCCUUCAGCAUCAAGUGGGCUGAUGAGUACGAAGCCGCCAUAGACCACAACGGGCCCCCCCUGUCCCCGCAGGAGACGGAUUGUGCCAUCGAGGCCCUCAAAGCCCUCUUCAACGUCACCGUGGACAGCUGGAACGUCCACAGCGAGAGUGACUCUCACCAGUUCCGUGUCAUGGCCGCGGUCCUCCGCUACUGCUUACUGACUAUGGGUCCAACCGAAGACAAAACAGAGGAGCUUCACAGCAAUGCAGUCAACCUUCUAAGCAAUGUUCCAGUCUCAUGCUUGGACGUCCUCAUUAGUCCAUUAGCCCAGGACGAAAUUGCCCAGGAGGCAACAACUCUGGAUGAACCGACCCAAGAAGCUGAAACAGGCCAAGAUGAAACAAGGGAAGAAGAAGCCAAUCUGAAGUACAAUACCAUGGUGUACAAUGGUAUGAACAUGGAGGCUAUCCGUGUUCUUCUUGAUUUUAUGGAGAAGAGAAUAGACAAGGGAAGCUGCUACCGGGAGGGCCUGACCCCAGUUCUCAGUCUCUUAACCGAAUGUUCCCGAGCUCACCGAAACAUCCGGAAAUUCAUUAAAGACCAGGUUCUGCCACCUCUGAGAGAUGUGACCAACCGCCCCGAAGUCGGCUCCACCGUGCGGAACAAGCUGGUGCGCCUCAUGACGCAUGUUGACCUUGGGGUCAAACAGAUCGCAGCUGAAUUCCUUUUUGUCCUUUGCAAAGAGAGAGUGGACAGCCUCCUGAAAUACACCGGCUAUGGCAACGCGGCAGGACUGUUGGCGGCCAGGGGCCUCUUGGCAGGAGGAAGAGGAGAUCACUGGUACUCGGACGACGAAGACACGGACACGGAAGAGUACAAGUCGGCAAAGCCCAACAUUAAUCUUAUCACUGGUCACUUAGAGGAACCCAUGCCAAACCCCAUAGAUGAAAUGACGGAAGAACAAAAGGAAUACGAAGCCAUGAAGCUUGUCAACAUGCUUGAUAAACUUUCCAGAGAGGAGGUGAUUAAACCCAUGGGUGUGAGGCCAGAUGGGACAAUGGCUCCUUUGGAGGAAACCCUUUGCCGGUACCACGUCACCCAGGAGAACAGCUCUGACUCUGACUCCGACUGAAAGAAUCACCUGCUUCACUCUCAAUAUCGCUUUUAUCAGCAUCUUUCUCUGUAGCCCCAGGGGGAAUCUUUUCUCUCCAACAUCUAGGCCCUUGCUUUGGCUGGAAGCACAUUAACUGGUUUACUUCUUCAGUUGGGAUACUAAAAGGGAUGAUUCUGGGGGAUUUGCAAUAUCAAAACGGA